Pyrenophora tritici-repentis Pt-1C-BFP is the source of this 1830-nucleotide messenger RNA. RefSeq lists its product as uncharacterized. Gene Ontology annotation, molecular function: protein binding. The record is from RefSeq and is a predicted model, not a curated record. Lineage: Eukaryota; Fungi; Ascomycota; Dothideomycetes; Pleosporales; Pleosporaceae.
AUGUUCCAAAACCUCCAGAUACGACCUGCCAAGUCUCAUCGUCGCAAGCCUAGCUUGACCAUCCGAUCGGGUGUCACAAAGCGCCGAAUAUCAGCAGUCUCUGCCGUUACUGCCAACAAUGUGCCAUCCAUAAGUUUCAUGGAAAACCUGUUUGGUGCCGAGUUUCCAGAGGCUUUUGGGAACACCGAUGGACGUCCGGCUGAGAACAAGAAAACCAUCCUGGACCUGCCAUCGGAACUCCUCGAGAUUGUGUGCGAAUACAUAUCAAAGCUAGACAUCAAGCGACUGCGACUCGCAAGCAAGCGUCUAGCCGACAGUGUCUAUCUUAGGAUCGACCGUGUCUUCAUUUCACCAAAUCGAGCUAAUCUGGCCUAUCUGCAUACAAUUCUGGCUCAUCCUAGGUACAAGGGUCGCGUCCAUGAGAUUGUCUUCGAUGGUACGCGACUCGAAGAAUACCCCACGCUCGAGAGCUUCCACAAGGCGAUAGUUUCCAAUGAAAGAGAUACUAGAUCAGCCAUUGCCGAUCGAUUAGACGAGGCGAUUGAGAUUUACGGCAAUGACAGCCCUCAAGCCCGUUUGCUGGAGGAGGAAGGCAUGUACCAAAAUGGAGACGGAUACCUCACCGACAACGUCAAGGAGAUUCUUCUACGGUAUGAGGAUGAUUUCGCGAGAGAUGUGCUUGCUAGAAAUGCGAUAAUGAUGAGCAUCGAAGAUAGUUAUCUGGUCUAUCAAAGCCUGUAUGACCAAGAGCAAGAAAUUGUACAACAGAAUCUGGAUUCAGAAACCCUGCACCGGGCGCUCGCUGGCUUCCCCAAAGUCAAACGAAUCACACUUACGAGCGAAGCGUGGUGGUUGUGGAAUGAGCGGCCUCGAUACAAUACGCCAUUCCAUCGUUCGCUGCCCCCGGGCUUCCGCAAACCACUCGUCUUCUCUGACCGUGACCACCCAGGGCCGGUGAGAAUGCAUUCAGGUUCCUACGGACCACCUCAACCCGAUCAAUCAGUAUGCAGAGGUUAUACAAUCAUCCUGUCCGCUCUACUAUCUAUGGAGGUUCCCAGCAUCGAGGAAUUCGUCAUCGACUCUGAAAACGCGCAAACCGGUAUACCGGAGCAUGUGUUUGACCGCAGAUUAGCUUUCUUCAACGACACGACGCUCAUGUUCCGACGCAUGCCACUCAAGCGCCUUCGACUGUCAUUUAUACCCUGUUAUUGCACCCACGCAACACGCAGUGAACAUGGCCAACCGAACAUCAUCAUCCAGGGUCUACUUGCGGAGCUGAAAGAUCUUGAGCACCUCGACUUGGACAUGCGGGACAUGCGUGUCAACCACGCAAUAGCACCCCUCAUCGACGACCUGGGCAAGGCGAAUCUGAAGACUCUGACCCUGCGAAAUCUUGCCAUGUCAGUCGAUGAGUUCUACGAAUUCCUCAUUGCGCUGGAGAACGUGCAGCACAUCACUUUGUAUCAUGUGACUCAUGCUGGCGGUGAAGCCGUGCACUGGGCCCAUCUCUUCCAACAUUUGAAAGAGUACUACGCGACUUCCAUGCAGGGUACCAAGCCGCAUUACACCAUUGCCGAGCCGAUCCCAUUGGAGGAAAUCGAAGAUUUGUUCGGCACUGCUGUGCGUUUCUCACAACUAAUCGAUGAGGAAGUGGAUGCGUUUUUAUAUGGGGACGCAGAGUGCCCAUUUUUAGACGCUGCUGUAGCUGAGGACGAGCCCAACUCGUUUAAGAAACAUGUUGGGUGGAAAGUGCAUGAUCGGGAUUGGACGAUGAGAGAAAGAAUGACUGAGGUUCGUGGGAGGGAGGGAAUGCUCAAGUGGGAUGAUUGA